CCCAAUUCUAUUAAAAUUUCUCGCUCGUAGAAAAUGCCAACUGGAGAAGAUAAUAUUGUUGUUCCACCUGCUUUUGACGGAGAGUCAGUGUCAAAAAACAAAGAAAUCUAUGUCACAUUUGGUGUUGAUGUUGACGCUGUUGCUGGUUGGUUAGGUUCAUACGGAGGAGAAGACUCCCCUUUUGAUAUUUCAAGAGGCAUAUGUGCUGCUGAAGUUGGAGUUCCUCGGCUAUUGGAAUUGUUUAGAAGGUUCGAUUUGAAGACAACUUGGUUUCUGCCAGGUCACUCAGUAGAAUCUUUUCCGCUGCAAAUGAGACAAGUUGUUGCAGCAGGGCAUGAAGUUGGAGCUCACGGAUACUCCCACGAAAACCCUGUUCGAAUGACUCCCAAACAAGAAGAGGAUGUUUUGGCAUUAUCUGUCCAGAUAUUGGAAAACUUAACUGGAAAGAAACCAAAAGGCUAUGUAGCGCCUUGGUGGGAACUUUCUGCAGCUACUCCGGAACUUCUACUGCGCUAUGGUUUCAAGUAUGAUCACAGUCAAGGACACCACGACUUCCAACCGUAUUAUGCCAGAACAGCUGAGAAAUGGACGAAUAUAGAUUAUUCUAAGCCUGCUAGAGAUUGGAUGAAACCUCUAGACAGAGGACAGUCUGUGGAUCUGGUUGAAAUUCCGGCGAAUUGGUAUGUAGAUGAUCUUCCACCGAUGAUGUUUAUCAAGUCCGCCCCUAAUAGCCAUGGCUUUAUGAACCCACGAGAUAUCGAAGACCUUUGGAGAGAUCAGUUUGAGUGGGUUUAUCGAGAAUAUAAUUUCGCCGUCUUUCCAAUCACUAUUCACCCAGAUGUGAGCGGAAGACCUCAAGUUCUCUUGAUGCUCGAACGUUUCAUUAGUUAUAUUCGACGUUUUCCAGGUGUACAUUGGACCACUAUGGAAGAAGUAGCACAAAUAUUUCGAAACAAGCAACCUUUUCUGAAUGCUUAAUAGAGUUCGGUUGCUAGUAUUUCCCAAGUCUUUGAUAAGAAUUGAUUCUACUUUUGGUAGUACAUGACAGAUCUUUUUUCUAUUUGGAAAACUGUAUGUAUUCAGUAAAGGAAAUGUCGUAAAUUCAAAACGACGUGGAGUCGUUAAUUUUUA
Galdieria sulphuraria is the source of this 1131-nucleotide messenger RNA. Its product is annotated as polysaccharide deacetylase. Bases 34 to 978 code for a protein of 314 amino acids. Gene Ontology annotation, biological process: carbohydrate metabolic process. NCBI's taxonomy places the organism in Eukaryota, Rhodophyta, Bangiophyceae, Galdieriales, Galdieriaceae. The transcript has a single exon. The record is from RefSeq and is a predicted model, not a curated record. Gene Ontology annotation, molecular function: hydrolase activity, acting on carbon-nitrogen (but not peptide) bonds.